GUCCAUGGAGCUAGACCAGUCUCUCUCUUAUUCAUGGGACAAACAAACCUCUAUCCAAGUUUUCUAAUUUCGAUCAGAUAGCACUUGCUCCCCAUCUCCAGAUCAUGUUAUCAAAAUUUCCUGACCCUUCUCCACCACAAUUUCCUCCAUUGUCUUGAACCAAGGAAAAACACCAACACUAGAACCCCCUCACAGUCUGUGAGCCAUGUAACUCAACACCAUGGAAGACACACUCCUCCAUUUCCUCUCCAACAUCAAACUCUCCCCACUUCCUUAUCCCAAAGCCCACAGCUUCCCCUUAUCCCACCAUGAUUAUUGCCCCGCACUUUCUUGCCCAAGAACCCUCCAGUUUCCCACUCUUUCCUCCAAAACGAACACCGCUUCUCUCCCUCCUAAGCCUUUCAAAACUCCAGAAACCCCCUCUAUAUCCUCACACCAUACCCCUCCACUGCCGCAAUCCCAACCCCAAGAACCACCCAAUACUGAAUUUCAAGAAAAAAUCCUCUACCUCGAUUCAAUAGGGCUAGACAUAUUCUCCUUAAUAAACCACCACCGUCCGUUCAUCCUCUCUGCCUCCUUAUCAAACAUCAAAUCCAUCAUUGAUUUACUCACCUCCAUGAACUUCACUCCACAAGAGUUCCGCAGAAUCAUCUCCAUGUGCCCAGAAAUCCUCACCUCCACUCCUUCUACUGUCACCCCAGUCAUCACCUUCCUUCUCCGUGAAGCCCGCGUCAACGGCUCUGAUUUGAAACAUGUCAUAAACCGACGGCCCAGAUUACUGGUAUCCAGCGUCAAAUACUGCUUGCGCCCCACACUCUAUUUCCUCCAAAGCAUUGGCCUUGAAGAGGUAAAAAGACACACAUAUUUACUGUCUUGUAGUGUUGAAAAAAAACUCUUGCCCAGAAUCCAAUACUUUGAAAAAAUUGGGUUCUCGUAUAAAGAUGCUGUUUCCAUGUUUAGGAGAUUUCCACAACUGUUUAAUUACAGUAUUAAGAAUAAUAUUGAGCCCAAGUUGAAUUAUUUUGUUGUGGAAAUGGGAAGGGAUUUGAAGGAAUUAAGAGAAUUUCCGCAGUAUUUUUCAUUUAGUUUAGAGAAUAGAAUUAAGCCUAGACAUCAAUGUUGUGUUGAGAAAGGUCUGUGUUUUCCUCUACAUACGCUGUUAAAGACAAGCCAGGAGGAGUUUAUGAGUAGAAUUGAUGUUUGUUGUAAUUCUUCUGUUCCUUUGAGAAGUUCUCCUUUAUAUUCUGUAAAUUGCGACAUUGAUUCUACUACUAAUACAGAAUAAAUAUUCUUUUUUUUGGA
Molecule: messenger RNA, 1302 nt
Organism: Populus nigra (black poplar)
Lineage: Eukaryota; Viridiplantae; Streptophyta; Magnoliopsida; Malpighiales; Salicaceae
Product: protein SEEDLING LETHAL 1, chloroplastic-like
Exons: 1
Coding region: 221-1285 (354 amino acids)
Biological process (GO): regulation of DNA-templated transcription
Molecular function (GO): double-stranded DNA binding
Source: RefSeq, a predicted model, not a curated record